AUGGAGCCGCGGGAAGCGGAAGGGCAGGGGGCGCCCGGCCGUGCCCAGGAGGACGUGCCCUUCAACCUGGCCAUCCUGUCGCUCACUGAGCUGCUGAGCCUGGGCGGGCUGCUGGGCAACGGGCUGGUGCUCUGGCUGCUCAGCUGUGACGUCUACCACAACUCCCUGGCCAUCUACUUGCUGGACGUGGCCUGCGCCGACCUCAUCUUCCUCGCCUGCCACAUGGUGGCCGUCGUCCCCGACCUGCUCCGCGGCCAGCUGGUCGUCCCGGACUUCGUCCAGACCAGCCUGGCCACCCUCAGGUUCUUCUGCUACAUCGUGGGGCUCGGCCUCCUGGCGGCCGUGUGCACCGAGCAGUGCCUGGCCGCCCUCUGCCCGGCCUGGUACCCGUGCCGCCGCCCGCGCCACCUGACCACCUGCGUGUGCGCGCUCACCUGGGCGCUCUGCCUGCUGCUGCACCUGCUGCUCAGCGGCGCCUGCACCCAGUUCUUCGGGGAGCCCAGCCGCCAGCUGUGCCGGGCGCUGUGGCUGGUGGCGGCCGCCCUGCUGGCCGCGCUGUGCUGCGCCGUGGGCCUGGCCAGCCUGCUGCUGCUGCUGCGGCUGGAGCGGGGCCCGCAGCGGCCCCAGCCCUGGGGCUUCCCGGCCCUCGUGCUCCUCGUCGCCCUCCUCUUCCUCUUCUGUGGCCUGCCCUUCGGCGUCUACUGGCUGUGCCGGAACCUGCACUGGCACAUCCCCCACUACUUCUACCACUUCAGCUUCCUCACGGCCAGCGUGCACAGCGCGGCCAAACCCGCCGUCUACUUCUGUCUGGGCAGCGCCCGUGGCUGCAGGCUGCGCGAGCCCCUCCGGCUGGUGCUCCAGCGGGCGCUGGGCGACGAGGCCGAGCUGGGAGCCAGGAGGGAGACCUCCCGGGGGGGCCUGGUGGAGGUCGCAGCCUGA
Messenger RNA from Lepus europaeus (European hare), 939 nucleotides. RefSeq names its product mas-related G-protein coupled receptor member E-like. The transcript has a single exon. Gene Ontology annotation, cellular component: membrane. NCBI's taxonomy places the organism in Eukaryota, Metazoa, Chordata, Mammalia, Lagomorpha, Leporidae. The record is from RefSeq and is a predicted model, not a curated record. Gene Ontology annotation, molecular function: G protein-coupled receptor activity. The coding region runs from base 1 to 939 and encodes 312 amino acids. Gene Ontology annotation, biological process: G protein-coupled receptor signaling pathway.